Molecule: messenger RNA, 647 nt
Organism: Rotaria sp. Silwood2
Lineage: Eukaryota; Metazoa; Rotifera; Eurotatoria; Philodinida; Philodinidae
Source: the annotation of a GenBank genome assembly
CUCUUUUACCUCAAGAGGCUUAUUCCAUUCGUAUGCAUGCUGGACAACUUCCUCUUGAUCCAAAACAUAAUGAAACCUUAUUUUUCUGGCAUUUCGCAAGUCAAUAUAUUGCUGACAAGUCAAGAACAGUGAUUUGGUUUAAUGGAGGUCCUGGUUGUAGUAGUCUUAUUGGUGCUUGGACAGAAAUUGGUCCUUUCCGCUUUCAAGAUGAAAAUACAAUAAUUGAAAAUAAUGGAUCUUGGAAUAUGUUUGCCAAUCUAUUGUUUGUCGAUCAGCCUGUUGGUACUGGUUUUUCCUAUAUUGAUACGGACGCGCUUAUUCAUGAACUCUAUGCAAUGGCAAAUCAUUUUCUAAGUUUUCUCGAUCGAUACAUUGAAGUUUUCCCAGAACUACUUCAAAACGAUAUUUAUUUGGCUGGUGAAUCUUUUGCUGGUCAAUAUAUUCCAUAUAUCGCAAAAGAGAUUCUUACAAAACGAUCGAACUUAAAAUUACGCGGUCUUCUCAUGGGAAAUGCUUAUAUUGAUCCUAUGACUAUUGAAUAUGACUUGAUUUGUAAUCAUUGGGCGACUGAAAAAAUGAUGGAUGCUAUGGCUUGGAACAAUCGAACUGGAUUUGACAUGGGAAAUGGGAGGUUAGCUCCAUUAUAG